AUGUUGGUGAUGAAUAGCCUGAGGGUCAUUCUUCGAGUCUCUCCAUGCAAAUCACUUUGGAAAAGGUUCCAGCUUCCGAGGUCCAUGCCAGUGAGGCCCUGCAGCCUUUAUACCUGCACUUACAAAACCCGGAACCGAGCCUUGCAUCCACUCUGGGAGAGCCUGGACCUGGUUCCCGCGGGUGAUCGACAGUCGCCCAUCAACAUCCGGUGGAGGGACAGUGUUUAUGAUCCUGCUCUAAAACCACUCACCAUCUCUUAUGACCCGACCACCUGCCUCCACAUCUGGAAUAAUGGGUAUUCUUUCCUCGUGGAAUUUGAAGAUUCUACAGAUAAAUCAGUGAUUGAGGGAGGACCCCUGGAACACAAUUACCGAUUGAAGCAGUUCCAUUUUCACUGGGGAGCCAUCGACGCCUGGGGCUCUGAGCACACCGUGGACAGCAAAUGCUACCCAGCAGAGCUGCACUUGGUGCAUUGGAAUGCAGUCAAAUUUGAAAGCUUCGAGGAUGCAGCACUGGAAGAAGAUGGUUUGGCUGUGAUAGGAGUAUUUUUAAAGCUAGGCAAGCAUCAUAAAGAACUACAGAAGUUGGUGGAUACUUUGCCAUCAAUUAAGCAUAAGGACACCCUCGUGGAAUUUGGGUCGUUCGACCCUUCAUGCCUGAUGCCCACCUGCCCGGAUUACUGGACCUACUCAGGAUCUCUGACUACCCCGCCCCUCUCUGAGUCUGUCACCUGGAUCAUUAAGAAGCAGCCAGUCGAAGUUGAUCAUGAUCAGCUUGAGCAAUUUCGGACCCUGCUUUUCACUUCCGAGGGGGAGCAAGAGAAAAAAAUGGUGGACAACUUCCGCCCCCUGCAGCCCCUGAUGAAUCGCACUGUCCGCUCGUCUUUCCGGCAUGAUUAUGUGCUGAAUAUACAGGCCAGAUCCAAGCCGGCCACCGGCCAAACAACACCCUAA
Cynocephalus volans (Philippine flying lemur) is the source of this 954-nucleotide messenger RNA. It is a transcript of the gene CA5B, whose product is annotated as carbonic anhydrase 5B. The record is from RefSeq and is a predicted model, not a curated record. Gene Ontology annotation, molecular function: carbonate dehydratase activity; zinc ion binding. The coding region runs from base 1 to 954 and encodes 317 amino acids. Gene Ontology annotation, cellular component: mitochondrion. The transcript is spliced from 7 exons. Lineage: Eukaryota; Metazoa; Chordata; Mammalia; Dermoptera; Cynocephalidae.